Molecule: messenger RNA, 7532 nt
Organism: Aplysia californica (California sea hare)
Lineage: Eukaryota; Metazoa; Mollusca; Gastropoda; Aplysiida; Aplysiidae
Product: protein disulfide-isomerase A5
Exons: 26
Coding region: 40-2442 (800 amino acids)
Biological process (GO): protein folding
Cellular component (GO): endoplasmic reticulum
Molecular function (GO): protein disulfide isomerase activity
Source: RefSeq, a predicted model, not a curated record
UAAUCGACCCGGUAGUGGAUCUUUGGAACGUGGCAUAAGAUGGCGGCGCCUAUGGAGAAAACGAUACUGGUGUUCAUCAGUAUUUUUGUUUUGCUUUUGAUGGUCCCAUACUACAGCCAUGCACAAAACAAGAAAAACCAUAAGUCUCUCAUCAUUCGUGUUGAGGACUUCAAGGAGUUCAAAAAGCUUCUCCGAACCAAAACGAAUCUGUUGGUCAUUUGUGCUGAGUCAGAAAAGGCCACAGCCAAAGUGAUGAAGCUGUUUGACGAAGUUGCCCAAGAGAUGAAGGGCAAGGCCACUCUGGCUUACGUCAACUGCGGAGAAGAUAAAAAAUUCUGCAAGAAGUUGAAAUUUUCACCGACAGCGUAUGAUUUACGACAUUACAAGGAUGGUGAAUUUAACAAAGAGUAUGACCGAAAACUUGCCGUCAAAUCUAUGGUCAAUUUCUUAUUAGAUCCGACUGGGGAUUUACCCUGGGAGGAAGAUCCUACAGCCAAUGAUGUUGUCCACAUAUCUUCAGAGGAGGGUUUUAACAAGUUACUGAAGAAGACGAAAAACCCUAUUUUAGUCAUGUUUUAUGCACCUUGGUGUGGCUUUUGCAAGAGGUUAAAGCCAGAUUAUUCAGGUGCUGCUACAGAGUUAAAAAAUAAAUAUACACUGGUAGGUGUAGAUGUGGAUAAGCCACCAAUGAUGUCCUUACGGAUGCAGUACAACAUCACUGGCUUCCCAACACUUAUUUAUUUUGAAAAAGGCAAGGUGAAGUACAAGUAUGGCGGUGAGAACAAUAAGGCCGGAAUUGUUUCGUGGAUGAAAGAUCCCCAGCCUCCCAAAGAACCGGAAAAAGAAGCGGAGUGGGCAGAUGAGAAGAGUGAGGUGGUCCAUCUCACCGACAGCUCUUUUGAAGAGUUUGUCAAGCAGAAUCCGUCUGUUCUAGUCAUGUUCUAUGCACCAUGGUGUGGUCACUGCAAGAAAAUGAAGCCUGGUUAUACAGAGGCGGCUCAGCAACUCAAAGAUGAGGGGAUCACAGGAAUUUUAGCAGCUGUUGACGCCACCAAAGAGAAGAAGAUUGCUCAAGAUAACGGAGUGAAGGGUUUCCCCACAGUGAGAUACUUCAAAGAUGGAGAGUAUGCUUUUGAAGUGAAUGAGAGGGACAAGGAUAAGAUUAUUGAGUUCAUGAAAGAUCCCAAGGAGCCCCCACCUCCCCCACCCCCAGAGCCCAAGUGGGAAGAGGUGGAGAGUGAGGUCGUUCACCUCACCGAUGAUUCCUUCAAAGGUUUUCUCAAGAAGAAGAAACACUGCCUGAUCAUGUUCUAUGCUCCUUGGUGUGGACAUUGCAAGAAAGCAAAACCAGAAUUCAUGUCAGCUGCGGAAAAAUUCAAGGAAGAUACUAAGGUUGCCUUUGCUGCUGUAGACUGCACCAGCCAGACAGGAUCUUGUUCCAGCAAUGAUGUCACAGGCUACCCAACCUUCAAGUACUUCAACUAUGGCAAAAACUCACAGAAGUACAUGGGAGGAAGAAAUGAGAACGACUUUGUCGCGUUCAUGAACGACCCUCUGAACCCCGCCCCGACCCCGGCCCCUCCCGCGGUCCAGUCGAUGGACGAGCAGUGGCGGGACUUUGCGGGCUACGAGAGCCUGGCACUCCUCAGUGCCUCCAACUUUGAACUGGUGGUGGCGGAGAGCUCCCAGCUGCUGGUCAUGUUUUACGCACCGUGGUGUGGACAUUGUAAGAAGAUGAAGCCAGCCUAUGCUGAAGCAGCUGCUAUAGUGGAGAGGGAAGGGCUGGGUACUUUGGGAGCUGUAGAUGUCACAGUGGAUGGAGAUCUGGGCUCUCAGUACAACGUCAAGGGAUUCCCAACCUUGAAAUUUUUCAAAAAUGGGCAAGUGACUGACUACAACAGCGGAAGAUCACAAGAACUGCUGGUGAAGUUUAUGCGAAGUCAAGCAAGUGUUGCGUCAGAAAAAGUUGAAGACGAGGAGGACGCUGCCGAGGCCUUAGACAUGGCGCCCAAACAACGAGGAAUAGAGGAGCCCCGCCCCUCCGCCUUUGUCCCCUCCCGCUCUGUCCAGGGCCUGGUGCAGGCUAACUUCUCGCAGUACCUCAAUGACAAGCAGGCUGCCCUGGUGAUGUUCUAUGACCCAGACUGCCAGUAUUGUAACCAGGCCAAGCCACAUUUUAUGAAGGUAGCCAAAACUCUACAGAACAAGCAGAGAGGCUUUGGUUCCGUCGACUGCACACAGGAAAAGGGCCUGUGUGAGUUGGAGAAAGUAACUGGCUACCCGACGUUCAAGCUGUACGUUGGAGGCAAGUUCCUGAGCCGAUUUGCGGAGACUCCCAACGCCCAGACCAUGAUCCGCUUUGUGGAGAAUGCCCCAGUGGCCGUUGAGCCGACGCCGGACGAGAAGCCGAGUGGCAGCCGUCGCAGCAAGGAGGACUUGUAGGCUGGGAAGGAUGAUCAUCUGUUGCCCGCACCGACCCCCCCCCCUCCCUCCUGGAUUUUUAAGCAAAACCGCCGCCUCCACCCCAACCAACCUUGACGUUAUAUUGCCCCUCUCUGUCUUCUUAUCCUCAGUCGACUAAAGUUUACUUUAUUUUUCUAUAACAAGGAGAAUCAUAUAUACACACUUGUUUCAAAUACUAGCAUCAAAAGACCCUUGCUUGCUCUUUAGCCAAAUUCUUACAUUUUUCUAUAUAUAUAUAUAACCAUCUAGUGCACACUGAAUAUAAGUGAUAUUACUGAUAGAGUCGUCUUCAACAUUCCCUUAUGACGAUAGCACAUUAUUUCUCUGCGUCUCUGUAACAAUUAGUAUUAAUAUCACAGUUUAUUGAGUAUUUUCUUCUAACGUCCUGAUAUUUUUGGAUAUUUUUUUUUGUCUUCAACUCGGUACUUCACAAAUCGUCUCUGUGAAAGAUCUAGUACAGUAUUAUGUUGUGCAGUGUAUCUGUCACAUCAGCGUAUGGGUACACGCCACAUGCCCCCGCUAGGUUUCACGCAGAUAGCAAAUUCAAACGCUCCCGACCAGACAGGCGCAGAUGUUCCUUACCCUGCACCUCUUCCCUGUUGGUAGAUGUUUUCACAAAGCAGAUUAACGGAGAGAAAGCUUGUGCUUGGAUGUCUGAAGUGUUGCUCUUAACCCCUCCGUGACGCUGGGUCAGUUUGUGCUUCACCGAGCAGUUUUGGAUCCUCAGGGAUGAAGUGUAGCGCUCGGUAUAGCAGCUGACUGCCUGUAAUUAAAUCCAGUUUGUGAAUACGACAGACUGCCUGUAAAAGCAAAAGGUUCUUUUGUACGGAACAGGUAUUGCUGAAUCCGAAUCUGCAAUUAGUUUUACCCAAGAGCGUCAUUGUUGUCUUCACGCUUCACAAGGCAAAAUGAGUGCUGUUCAUCAUCACAGCAGCAUUUUAUCUCCUUCGCCACAUGAGAAAACAAAGACGAACGGUGCUCAUCAUGUAGAUCACGAAGGGGUGAAACAGUUUGUGUUAUGUUCUGCUUAUCCUGUGUAUAGAUCUGCCUUUUGUUAUGGCUGCUUGUCCAAGCUCGGGAGAAAGUUGACGUAUGAGAAGAAAUAAAGAUUAUAUUCCAACAGAAUGAUAUUUGCAGUAGCAUCUUUUAUUUUUAUCCCCCCCCCCCCCCUUGCAUAAUUUCAUUUCCUGUAUUAUCCACUCUUUGGUGUUGGUCUUUAUUCAUUUUUAUUUUAAUACUAGUUUGUGGAUGCAUUAAAUCUUAUUUUUAUUGAUUUUAACUGAUAUAUUGAGUUUUGUUUUGUACUUUGAUUUUAUAACACAAGUUUAAUGUCUGACUAGUAAUGGUUUGUUUAUUGAUAAUCAGCGUUUUCACUUUGUUUAUGCUUUUACUGUUUUAGUUGAGAAAAUUUGUGUCUUUAACAGUUUUGUGCUUAUUUUCUGCAAAUUUCAGACCCCCUAUUUAGUUUUAAUUUUAUAGUUCGUUUUGAAUUGUGAUCCGGAGUACAUGCUGAUGACGCAUGAUUUUUAGAAUGUUGUAUGAUAUGACAGAAAUGGUGUCUGUCAGUGAGAUUUGGCCAUUUCAAAAUAUUUGGUAAAAAAUGAGCAAGGACGAGCGUGUUUAAGAUGUCAGUAGGUCAACAUCGCUGGUCCCUGGUACAGAUUCUCCAGUGAUGAUUUUCUGUUGAAGCUGUUCUAGCAGUGAAAAAAGGAAAGAGGGAAUGAAUACAUCACUUCUUAAAAAUCAUCUUGCAGUCAGUGGAGUUUCAUGGAUGUUUUUUUCCAUGUGUGUACAGUAGGAGAGAGGAUCUUUUAGGGUCUUAUUGAUCAAAUAUUGGAAAGUACUAUAAUUUUGAUGCGGCUGUAUUCAGACCGAAAGGCCCAAACUUGAACCCAGGCUCAAACUCGAACUCAGACGGCAGCUGGAUGGGAAAAGUAAAGUAAAAGUAUGUGGCUGUAUGAUGUGGGCUUCUGUUGGUAAGGUAUAGACAGUCUGUUGACAAACAUUUGUGUUUCUUGAUCCUGUCAAAUAUUUGGUUGCUCAUUUUGCUGCAGUGCCUUUUGUAUGUGUACUGAUACUUAACAUUUUUUUAAAAGUUUGCGUAAGAAUUUAGAAAAAGGAAGUCUCUCAAGACCAAACCCUAUGUUGUUUGUAUAUCUAUGGCUUUGUGUAUUAUUAUAUCUCCUGCGAAAAAAAUCUGGACUUAUUUGUCUCACAGAAACUUGAGUAGCGCUGAAAUACUUAAUGCUUUUUAUCUGUCUUUUUUUUCUUUGAAGUAAGUUUAGUAAUAAGGAGAUAUAUUAUGGUUUGAAAUCUUGUAAACAGUUAUUGUUCUCAUCAUUAUAAGGAGUUACAGACUUUUCCCUUACUUGAACCUCUUUUGGCUUUGGUAAUGGCUAUCUUCUAAAUUGAAAGCUCUACUUGUUCUUUUGCAUUAUUUUUUUAUUUGGUCAGAUUUCAUUCUCAAAAUUUUGUUUUCGUGUUCAAUUGCCUCCCUGGAAGAGUUAAACUUGAACAUUUGCUCCCUCGCCUAGCCUCUGCUGGUUUUCUGUAUUUGUAAAAACCAACUUUUUUUUUUUUAAGCUAUGUUUGAACCACAGGUACGGUCAUGUCUGUGUCUUGCCGCUGGCUUCUACUGUGUUUUCAAUCACUUUACCCGCCAAAUCCAAAGAACUGUUCUGUUCUUGCAAUACCAAAGUUUUAUGUUUACAAUCAUGUAGGCCCUCUCGUAAUGACUCUGACCACUGAACCUGGAAGAUGUGAACUUAGGUUCCAUUUUGCACUUUUAUUCUUUAAGGGGAUAAAUCAUGCCCUGACUCAAUGACUGUGGCUGCAGUGUACUUUUGACGUUAUGUCCACAUAUAUACUAAAACAUUUUUUAUUUUAUUUAUCAUGAUAUACAUGGCAUGGUGAUGGUUUUUUAAUUAUGACAUCUGGCCACAUCUUUUUUAUCUUGUCCUCUUGUGUUUAUUGAGACUAAAGCUAUGUUUCAGUUUGACAAAGACUUUGGGAAGACGUUGAAUGUAACUCGGUGUUCUGUUAUUUUUUUAAUUUACAAGUUCAUUUUGCAGCUUCUUUGUCCGGUUGUCUGUUAAAUUAUUAAACUUUUGAAUUUUCAUCAGUCACUCCAACUAUGUCCUGUAUCUUUCUUUACACCUUUUCUUUUACCCCCCCCCCCCCUUUCAUCUUUUACUUUCCUCCCAUUCACUAUCUGUCUUUUGUGUUUUUUUCUCCUCAGCUCAAACUUGGAGUGAGUUAAGAAUAUAUGGGUCAAAACAUGUCUCACGAUCCUCUAAGUCCCUGUGUUCCGCCCUCUCAAAGUCCAAACAUUUUGUUCACGACUUUUUGUCAGUCGUGUUGCUGCCUGUCUUCUCUUCUCGCCACCCUCUCCUUACCGGGCAAACAAUGACCAUUGUUGUUGAGUUGUUGCAAUAUGCUUCUCUUAAAUAAAUAAAUUUGAACCCUGCUGAACUUACUUACACCAAUACUGUUCAUGUUUUUUGUUUGAGUUUGUCAAGCAUAUUGGCUCUGUGAGUGGCUGCUUGAAAGUGAAAGUUUUACGCUUUAAAUUUGAUGCAUGGGAAAGAUUUUGGAAAGGCCACAUGGGAAAGACAUUACAAAGAUUAGUAACUAGUUGAGCUAAGACCUCACAGAUAUCUUUCUGAAUUUCUGCUGUUGGAUUUUUAUUUUAAUAAAUAAAUGGGAUGGACCUAGCUCUCUGCCUCAUCUUAUCAAGUUGUGGGCUUGUCAAGGGAAGUGUCGCAUAUGGGUGGUUGGCUGGUGCUCUGGUGUGGUAGUGGUAUGCUCGUUUUUUGUCAAAUAUCUUUUGUCUUUAUCUAUCUCUCAUCAAUCUUUUCUCUGUAUGUUACUCUUUAGUAGUAACACUUCUAAUCUUUAAUACUUAUAGAACCUUUUUGAGUUUCAAGUGCUAUGAAAUUCUAAUUAAAACUAAAAGUGCAGCAUGUUAUAAGAAUAAGAUCACUGAGUGAAAGGAUUCCUGUAUAGGGCUUAUCUCUGCAUAUAUUUGUGAAAGGAUUCCUAAAUAGGGCUUAUCUCUGCAUAUAUUUGUAAGAGUUCCUGCGCACAACUCCUUGUUUUCUGUGUACUUGUCCACCAAGCACAAUGUUACUGUUUUUUUUGUCAUGUUUGCUCUGUGUCCUAUCUGUUGAUUUGCCUUUCUCUCCUCAGCAAUGUUUUUAUCUUAAUUUUGUCAAGAUAUCUGCUUCUCUUUUACCUUUUCUCACAGCGAUAUAUGUUUUAAUCAUUUUGCCUAUAUCUGCUUCUCUUUUACCUCCUCACCCUGCGGUACAUUUUAAUCAUUUUGUCUAAAUAAAUGCUUCCCCUACAGUGGUGCCAGUACAUUUUUACCAUUUUGUCUGUACUAAAUGUGCUUCUUAUUUACUUGAAUAGUCCACCAUGUCCCUGUGAUUCAGUUAAUUUUUCAAGCUAGCACAAAAUAUUUCACAUAAAGAUGAUCUGUAGUGCAAUGCCCUUCUGCUAAUGAGCACACUAGCUCAGUUGGUGUCUUGCCUUUUUAUGGUGUGGAUCACCCUGGAUCGAAUCCCCACCAAGGUGUUCUUGAACUUGUGAAGCUUUUUUUUAUAUUAGUAAGUUUUUGAGGCUUGGCACCUACUUAGCUGAACGAGAUGGAGGUUAGAUUUGGAGGUCCCAUCUGUUGAAUAAGCUCUCAAAAUUGAAAGAUACGAAAAAAGCUACACUGUAGCAUACCACACCUUACCUUUCUGCAAGCCCACCGUCUAUGUUGUCAGUAUCUUCAUGGUGGCGCUAUGCCUUGUUUUACUAGGAACCGUGCGGUGUCUGAUUUGUUAACUCUGAAGAACUAUUGUAUACGUGCCAAUUGAUGUGACUGAAGUAUGGGAUAGAUUGUCGUUUUCUUGUUAUUUUUAUCUAUGACAGGUGCCACAUGUAGCUGUCUUUGUUACUGUUACUGUUAUUAUCAUUAUUAUCAUUGUUGUUUUUCUUCUUUUUUUUUUUUUUUUUUUUGUGGCGGUGCUAGCUUGUUACACGACUCUCAGAGCAGAGAAAUAAAAUAAACCUGACUUUAAUUG